CCUGGCGGCGGGAGGCCGCGGUGCAAGGAUACAAGGAUGGAAUUAAAGGGAAAGAGAAUACAGGAAAAGUUAAGAAAAACAUCAGAAUUAACGGAGGUAGACAAAACAGCUGGAGAAACUCAGCGGGUGCAGCAGCAUCUAUGGAGCGAAGGAGAUAGGGUUUAGGAGCCGUUGCUGUGGACGGAGAGACAGGGACGUGAGCGGCCUAUUGAGGGCGGCCAGGGUGCCCUGCUCGGUGUGCGGGCUGAGCUUCGAGGGGCUGAGCUUCGAUGGAGGACCACAUGACGGGGCACAACAAGGAGAAGCGUUGUGAGUGCGACGUGUGUGGCAAGGCCUGGCAGAGCCCGUGCCAGCUGGAGACCCACCGGCGGGUGCACACGGGCAACAACCUGAAGGUGCACAGACGCCUGCACACUGGGGAGCGGCCCUACACCUGCAGCGACUGCGGCAAGGGCUUCAACCGCUCCCACGACCUGCUAAGGCACCAGUGCACCCACAUCGGCGAGCGCCUCUACACCUGCGCCCAGUGUGGCAAGCGCUUCACCCACUCCACCAACCUGCUGAGGCACCAGCGCACCCACACCGACGAGCGCCCCUUCACCUGCGCCCAGUGCGGCAAGGGCUUCACCCGCUCCAACAACCUGCUGGAGCACCAGCAGGUGCACACCGGCGAGAGGUCCUUUGGUUGCUCCGACUGCGGCAAGAGCUUCAAGUCGUCAACAUACCUGAAGGUGCACAGGCGGUUGCACACCAGGGAGCGGCCCUUCACCUGCAGCGACUGCAGCAAAGGCUUCAAGUCGUCCAAGGACCUGAAGGUGCACAGGCGCCUGCACACCGGGGAGCGGCCCUACACCUGCAGCGACUGUGGCAAGAGCUUCACCCGCUCCAGCGACCUGCUGGUGCACCAGCGCACCCACACCGGCGAGCGCCCCUACACCUGCGCCCAGUGCGGCAAGGGCUUCACCCAUUCCAGCCACCUGCUGAGGCACCAGCGCACCCACACCGGCGAGUGCCCCUACAUCUGUGCCCAGUGCGGCAAGGGCUUCAUCAGCUCCACCAGGCUGCUGUCCCACCAGCAGGUGCACGCCGGCGACUGUCCUGACCCCAGCCUGGUGUGUGGAGAGCGCUUUGCCAUGGCCUCCCAAGCCCUGUCUCACCAGCACGUGCACACCAGUGGCCAGCCCUACGACUGCCCGUACUGCGGUGAGACGUUCGACAGCUCGAGAGGGUUGCGGCAGCACCGGCGGGCUCACGCCGGUGAGCGGCUGCUCGCGCUGCGUCAAUCGUUUCAAGAGCACACGGAGGCUGCGGGAGAACCAGCGGAUACACACUGGCGAGAGACCCUUGGUGUGUGCUGAGUGUGGCAAGGCUGUGGCAGCACCAGCGUACCCACAGCGGCAGUACAAAAUGUCACGUUUUGGUGCCGACAAAGUUGGAAAAGUACCGAAGUUGGCAACCCCCCACCGCACCUCAUCCCCGUCGUUCUUGGCGCCUCAUCUCCACAUUAUUCUUGGCAUCCAUCUCGUUCUCGACGUCCACCUUGCUCACGGAUCCAUCCUCGCUCUCGGUGGCGCGGUUACCGUAGAUGCUAAUGGCCGGGGGCUGACUCUGAGAUUGCGGUGAGUUAGCGGACUCUGCCGUCAGACUACCGGGGAGCUGCUUGCCGGGCCACUCCUGGCGAUGUGAGGGAAGUACCGGGUAGAAGAGAAGAGAGAGGGGACCACGACAGCCGGGGUUGAGGGGGCUACAGAAGCCGACAUUGACCGAGACGGACGACUGGGGUGAGAGAAGGACAGUGGACUGAUGGGAGAGAGGACACGAGGAGUGGGGAGUGAGGGUUGAGUUCUUCAUUAGGAUGGAGAAUUACAUAGUUAAUUCAGAAACAAGGGUUUUGAAAUUAAAGAAUGGUAACUUUGAGGGUAUGAGACGGGAAUUGGCCAAGUUAGACUGGCAAUUGAUUCUUAAAGGAUUGACGGUGGAUAUGCAAUGGAAGGCAUUUAAAAGAAUAAAUCAGGAAAGGUAGUGCAUCCAUGGAUAUUAACGCAAUAGAAAGGAAGGACAUUAGCUUGGAGGAUGUGGUAUCGAUAUGGGUAGAGCUGCGAAACACUAAGGGGCAGAAAACGCUGGUGGGUGUUGUGUACAGGCCACCUAACAGUAGUAGUGGAGUUGGGGAUGGUAUCAAACAGGAAAUUAGAAAUGCGUGCGACAAAGGCAAAACAGUUAUAAUGGGUGACUUCAAUCUACAUAUAGAUUGGGUGAAUCAAAUUGGCAGGGGUGCUGAGGAAGAGGAUUUCUUGGAAGGUAUGCGGGAUAGUUAUCUAAAUCAACAUGUAGAGGAACCAACGAGAGAGCAGGCCAUUUUAGACUGGGUAUUGAGUAAUGAGAAAGGGUUAGUUAGCAGUCUUGUUGUGCGUGGCCCCUUGGGCAAGAGUGACCAUAAUAUGGUUGAGUUCUUCAUUAGGAUGGAGAGUGACUUUGUUAAUUCAGAAACAAUGGUUCUGAACUUAAAGAAAGGUAACUUUGAGGGUGAGUUGAUCAUGGGGAACAAGGAUAUGGUGGACCAAUUGAAUAACUACUUUGGUUCUGUCUUCACUAAGGAAGACAUAAAUAAUCUGCCGGAAAUAGCAGGGGACCGCGGGUCAAAGGAGUUGGAGGAAUUGAGUAAAAUCCAGGUUAGUCGGGAAGUGGUGUUGGGUAAAUUGAAUGGAUUAAAGGCCGUUAAAUCCCCAGGGCCAGAUAGGCUGCAUCCCAGGGUACUUAAGGAAGUAGCUCCAGAAAUAGUGGAUGCAUUAGUAAUAAUCUUUCAAAACUCUUUAGAUUCUGGAGUAGUUCCUGAGGAUUGGCGGGUAGCAAACGUAACCCCACUUUUUAAGAAGGGAGGGAGAGAGAAAACGGGGAAUUACAGACCAGUUAGUCUAACAUCGGUAGUGGGGAAACUGCUAGAGUCAGUUAUUAAAGAUGGGAUAGCAGCACAUUUGGAAAGUGGUGAAAUCAUUGGACAAAGUCAGCGUGGAUUUAUGAAAGGUAAAUCAUGUCUGACGAAUCUUAUAGAAUUUUUCGAGGAUGUAACUUGUAGCGUGGAUAGGGGAGAACCAGUGGAUGUGGUGUAUCUGGACUUCCAGAAGGCUUUCGACAAGGUCCCACAUAAGAGAUUAGUAUACAAACUAAAAGCACAUGGCAUUGGGGGUUUAGUAUUGAUGUGGAUAGAGAACUGGCUGGCAAACAGGAAGCAAAGAGUAGGAGUAAAACGGGUCCUUUUCACAAUGGCAGGCAGUGACUAGUGGGGUACCGCAAUGCUCAGUGCUGGGACCCCAGCUAUUUACAAUAUAUAUUAAUGAUCUGGAUGAGGGAAUUGAAGGCAAUAUCUCCAAGUUUGCGGAUGACAGUAAGCUGGGGUGCAGUGUUAGCUGUGAGGAGGAUGUUAGGAGACUGCAAGGUGACUUGGAUAGGCUGGGUGAGUGGGCAAAUGUUUGGCAGAUGCAGUAUAAUGUGGAUAAAUGUGAGGUUAUCCAUUUUGGUGGCAAAAACAGGAAAGCAGACUAUUAUCUAAAUGGUGGCCGAUUGGGAAAGGGGGAGAUGCAGCGAGACCUGGGUGUCAUGGUACACCUGUCAUUGAAAGUAGGCAUGCAGGUGCAGCAGGCAGUGAAGAAAGCAAAUGGUAUGUUAGCUUUCAUAGCAAAAGGAUUUGAGUAUAGGAGCAGGGAGGUUCUACUGCAGGUGUACAGGGUCUUGGUGAGACCACACCUGGAGUAUUGCAUACAGUUUUGGUCUCCAAAUCUGAGGAAGGACAUUCUUGCCAUAGAGGGAGUGCAGAGAAUGUUCACCAGACUGAUUCCUGGGAUGUCAGGACUGUCUUAUGAAGAAAGACUGGAUAGACUUGGUUUAUACUCUCUAGAAUACGCAAUACUCCAGGUCUUGCUACAUCUCCCCUUUUCCUAGUCGGCCACCAUUUAGAUAAAAGUCUGCUUUCCUGUUUUUGCCACCAAAAUGGAUAACCUCACAUUUAUCCACAUUAUACUGCAUCUGCAAGGGACCUACAUUUGUUUUAACUAAUCUCUUUCUUUUCACAUAUCUAUAAAAACCUUUGCAGUCAGUUUUUAUGUUCCCUGCCAGUUUUCUUUCAUAAUCUAUUUUUCCUUUCCUAAUUAAGCCCUUUGUCCUCCUCUGCUGGUCUCUGAAUUUCUCCCAGUCCUCCGGUAUGCUGCUUUUUCUGGCUAAUUUGUACGCAUCAUCCUUCGCUUUGAUACUAUCCCUGAUUUCCCUUGUUAUCCACGGAUGCACUACCUUCCCUGAUUUAUUCUUUUGCCAAACUGGGAUGAACAAAUUUUGUAGUUCAUACAUGCAGUCUUUAAAUGCCUUCCAUUGCCGUCAAUCUUGGCCAAUUCACGUCAAGAAGGAGAUAGCUGAGAUCCAGGGUGUGGGGGAAAAUCAUAACCAAAGUAUAUGGAGUUGGUUUAAUGGAUGGGGCUCCUUUUGGGGUCUGGUGUGGCAUUAUGGGACUAUUAUUGUGAUAAUUAUAAUUGUUGCUGCAUUGCUUCACUGCCUGCCACCAUGUAUUCACCAAUGUCUGGCUUCUUGCUGCAUUAUUUGAUAGAUUGAUUGAUACAAUCAAAAGGGGGGAAUGUAAGAGCUAGUGCGGACCCCGCCAUCUUAUUUAGCUAUUUUAUUCAUGUUAGCUGCAACCUCCAUUUUGUGAAUAGAUUGCUGGUUAAAUUUAAAGAUUGAUUACAGAAGUCUGCAGAAGCUUGUGAACAUGACCUUCACUAACUAAAAGGAACAGAGAUAACGGCCGUUCCCUAGCAUCUCGUUUCUUUGCCAUAUCAGUGUUCAGUCUGGAGGUUGCAAUGAAUACAAUAGUGCUUUCUUGCCUAUGCAGCUGGACCAUGUAUCUCUAUACUCCCAUAUCUUUUUAAAGUUAGUUUGAAGGAUUUCAUUGUAUGUAACUGAGCCCUUUGUUCACUUAUGCCUACUAACCAUGUGUCUAAUGUUGUUUUAUCAGUAUAAAGAUACUUGUAUUUUCUCUGUCUAGUCUGUAGAGUUGUAGCAUCUUGCGAGUGUGUAUCUAAGUGCACACUCCUGGCUGUCCUAUUUCACCUGGGUGACAUAAUAAAUGUUUGUUCAACG
Molecule: messenger RNA, 5124 nt
Organism: Leucoraja erinaceus (little skate)
Lineage: Eukaryota; Metazoa; Chordata; Chondrichthyes; Rajiformes; Rajidae
Product: zinc finger protein 239-like
Exons: 3
Coding region: 270-1358 (362 amino acids)
Biological process (GO): central nervous system development; regulation of transcription by RNA polymerase II
Cellular component (GO): nucleus
Molecular function (GO): RNA polymerase II cis-regulatory region sequence-specific DNA binding; DNA-binding transcription factor activity, RNA polymerase II-specific
Source: RefSeq, a predicted model, not a curated record